GUCCCCGUCGUCUCCUCCCGGUUUUCCUGGCAUGACCUUUUCCCUUGGCAACCACUUCCUCCGAGCAUCAACGGCCAUCUUUAAUUUUAACUCAUUCAUGAAAAGUUGUUUCGCUCAUUUACUCACAUCGACCGACACAUUUGAGCUCAAAGCAGCGUCACCGGCGCUUUGUGCAUGUUGUUUCCAGCGACAAGCACAGAGCAGAGCCGAGCGGCACCGCAGCAGGCUAUCCUCGGAGAUUAAGUAAACACCGAGAGCAAUGAGAAAGAAGCAGACUGCCAAACAGAGGAAGACUGAGGAGACUACAGUUGUCCAGGAGUUUGUGGUUGAAAAAAUAAUUCGCCGCAGAAUCUCGAAUGGGAGAGUGGAGUACUUCCUGAAGUGGAAGGGCUUCACUGAUGCAGAAAACACGUGGGAACCCGAGGACAACCUGGACUGUCCUGAACUCAUAGAGGAGUUCUUGAGAAACGCCCACUUCACCGAGGAGAAUGAAGAAGAGCAACCCGAGCAAGGGUUUGUUCCCAAAGAGGAAAUGGCAGAGGAAGAGACAGAAAUUUCCUGCGUGCAGGAGGCUCAGGCUGUGAAGACGGACAACAGCGUCCUUCAGCCCGAUGAUGAGCAGACAAACUCCCCCAGUGACCUCAGUACUUAUCUCGAGCCCGAAUGCAUCAUCGGCUCAACGGACAGAAAGGGAGAGCUCAUGUUCCUAGUCAAAUGGAAAAACUCGGAUGACGUUGCCCUGCUGCCGGCCCGUGAAGCGAGCGCCAGAUGUCCCCAGGUGGUCAUCGACUUCUACGAGCAGAAGCUGACCUGGCACUGUGGAGACGACGAGCAGUAAAAAUGUGUGUGGGUUGUGUGCAGAGGAGAACUAAUAAACAGCUGUGCUCUCAUCUGAAGCUUAACUUUAGCCUCCAUCAAAUGUCCUCCUUCAGCUGGCAUCAGAAGCACUUCGAGCUCUGGCAGGUGUGACAUCCUCGGCGGUGGUGGAUUUUAAGUGCUGUCUGCCCCGUGGUGCUCAAAAAAGGUCACUGUGACUUUGCAGACACUCUGAUGGAGGCUCAAGCUAACCUUUAUGUAGAGCGGCUGAUCUGAGGUCAGACUAACCCGUUGCAGCUUUUUUCCUGUGUCAUCAUGUAGCGGACUCGAUCACUGUGGUUGUGUUUUGUUUUGAAGAUAUUGUUCUAUGAGUAAUUUAGUAUUUAUAGUCCUGUUUAGAUGCCAGUAUCUUACACUGGAAGGGCCCUGCGGUUGUUUAGUGUGUGCUUUACAUCCUGUACGGCAACACGCUACUGCCAGAGCCAGCAAACUACUGUUCAAGUCCAUGCCUUCAGCCUAUGUAGCUUUUGGUUAGAGCUGAAGAUUGUAGCCCUGUUGUUGGAAUGCCUCUUGUUUGAACUUGUAUUGUGUGAGGUUGUGAAGUGUUAAUGGACACAGCUUUUACUGUAUCUCUUUAUGACCCUUGUGGUUGAUGUUAAAUAAUAUAUAUUUUAAAAAAAAUGUUGCCCAUCAAAAAUUCCCUUGUU
Messenger RNA from Pundamilia nyererei, 1523 nucleotides. RefSeq names its product chromobox homolog 3b (gene cbx3b). Lineage: Eukaryota; Metazoa; Chordata; Actinopteri; Cichliformes; Cichlidae. The coding region runs from base 260 to 838 and encodes 192 amino acids. The record is from RefSeq and is a predicted model, not a curated record. Gene Ontology annotation, cellular component: nucleus. The transcript has 5 exons.